This is a messenger RNA of Radiomyces spectabilis, 2208 nucleotides long. RefSeq lists its product as uncharacterized. The transcript is spliced from 4 exons. Gene Ontology annotation, biological process: transmembrane transport. The record is from RefSeq and is a predicted model, not a curated record. The coding region runs from base 1 to 2208 and encodes 735 amino acids. Lineage: Eukaryota; Fungi; Mucoromycota; Mucoromycetes; Mucorales; Radiomycetaceae.
AUGUGGAAAUGCUUUGCUGUGUUGCUCAGUGGCUGUUUCCUACUGCAACAACCAGUUCAAGCGGCCCUUGUUGCACUGGACGAAACCGGGUUUGGUCGAACCAACUUUUCCGUUUGCGACAUUGAACAUCAUUUUACGACACUGGCUGCUUCUCGAUAUUAUGAUCCCGUCUCUCAAAACUACACCGUCAAUAUCACCGGCGUUUCAGACAUUCUCGUCAACAGCCUCAAUCAAAACCAAACACUAUCGGCCGCUUCACGCUUGGAGCUCGUGUUAGGAUUUUCUACCAUUAUUAACAGUAAUUUUCAUUUGUGUCCCGACAUAAACACCGGGUGCCCUGUUCAACCCAACGUCAACGUCUCUCUCUACAAGACCGUGAAGCUGCCUCCGACGGCUAUUCCAUUAGGCGAUCUUAUUGGACGAUAUGCAGCAUGGACGGUGGAUCAGCGCCGAUGGAUGUGCGUUAAUUUGGCCCCGAUUGGGUAUCAGCACCCUACCUGGCAAGCCAUUUUUCUCUGGCUGCCCGUAGGAUUUACCGUGUUUGCCGCCCUCAGUUCGUUUCUCAUCUCCUUCUUUACGGCCGCUGAAGGCGAUGCCCAGGAUUUGUUUAUUUUCACUUCCAACUAUGCCAUGCCACCAGCCAUUCAACGCUUGAAAACCCCCAGUUUCUUUGAUUUCAUCUAUUACGCGCAAUUUAUCGUCACGAGUGGUCUGAUGAAUCUUCAUUAUCCUGCGUUUUAUCCCUUGUUCACCGCCAAUUUUGCCUGGAGCUUUUUAUUGGUCCCUAUUUCAUGGAUGACCAACGUUGUUACGUCCAUUGAAGGAGAUUACCUGAAGAAUAGCCCAUUUGCCAAUAUGACCGUCGGCAGCAACUCCACUUCCAUCUACCGCCACGUUGUUGACCCCUUGUUGUCAGGUUCCGGCAUGCGUCAGUUUGCACACAACAUCCAUCUGGACUACAAAGGCCUCUUUGUUACCUGCAUCAUCGUGUUUGCUUUUAUCAUGAUCGUCUGUGCCAUCCUAUGCGCGGUACUGUGGGCCUCGGUUCAGUUGUUGAGUAUGAUUUGGCCUCACAAAUAUGCCGGUCAAUCGAGGAAAUUGGGCAAUUUUUCGUUAGGUAUCUUUUUACGUGCGCUGACAUUAUUCUAUGUGCCUUUGGCGACGCUGUCAUUUUAUCAACUGAUGCUUCCUUCACCGUGGUACAUGCUGUUUGUGUCGUCGAUCGUUGUCGUGUUUCCCAUCUUUUUGCUCUACGGAUACGUGGCGAUUGUGCUCUUCAAUAUCCGACCGUCGUCCUUGAUGUAUUCGGACAUCACCAUGCUGCUCCGUUACGGUUCUUUAUACAAUCUGUUCAAAGAGGAUCACUACCCUUUCUUUAUCCCCUUCCUCGUAUGCAAAGUCAUUGUGAGUGCCAUGCUUGGUAUUUUCCAGUCGGAAGGUGUCGCUCAAGUAGUCGUCGUCUUGUUGUGUGAACUGGCCUUGCUCGCGGCACUGUACCUCCGAUGGCCGUUUGUGGAUCGUCACAUCAACGUGUACUCAGUCAUCUUUGCCGCCUUUCGCGUCGUGAUCACCAUCUUUAACCUCGUCUACAUUGAUGGUCUGGGGGUGCUGGAACGCGACAAACAGUACAUUGGCUACCUGCAGGUGCUCUUACACUGUGUUGCACUGUUCUUGAUGUUUUUGCUAACCGUGAAGAACGUGGUGGUGUUACUCAGCGCAUUAGGUACCGAGGAGUACACCUACCAUCAAGCGCCCUUGUGGAAAAGUCAAUGGGGCCCAGCCCAUACCCAGGAUCCAUCGAUCGCGCUCCCCACGGUCGUGAUGCAGGAACGCGGUUCGCUCGGAAUGGAUUCACGAGGUUCACUCUUACCGAUCGACGUCAUUGCUGAACCUCCACUUCCCGUUCCCGGCCAUCAUCGCGGCAUCAGCCAAUCGUCGUCCGUUCAACGUCCACCGUCCCCACCUUCUCAUCGCUCAGCAUCUGGCGAUUGGACAUUGGCUCUCCAUCCUCAAACAUCUCGCUCACGAUUGGAGUAUGCGUACGACGACGAUCCCGCCGUGGCUCAGCCAUUGAUGCGAAACGACGAUACCCGGUCUUCGUGGCAACGCUACGCGCAAGACCAUCGGCCCAUGUACAAACCGGCAUUGACCUACAACUUGCAGCCUCUAGACCCGACGCCUCACUCUCCUCCCAACGACCCUUCCUAA